GAGAUAACUUCUAGUGAGAGUUUCCUGAUCCCCCUACAGCUGCUUCUCAGCCGCUUCCCAAAGCUUAUUUCCUCAUCUGGACACAGUGGGAGCGAGAACAGUGAAAGUUUAACUGAAAGUUAAACGGUCAUUUUGCUCGUUAAUCAACGACUCUGACUGCUAAUGGAAACAGAUCAUCUGCAGCAGAAACAAGACAGGCGAGGAGGUUUUCUUACCCCACAUGAGAACAAUGCAGAACCAGCCUUCCAUGUUGCAGAUCAGAAGCCUUCUGACUGUUUAUGGCGUCUUUUACAAUCACUGCUGUCUGAAGGUUUAAGGUGAGUGUUAGAGGAGGAAGUGUUGGUGAUAAAUACCCAGCUGAGCAGCCAAUGAGAUCAUAAAACAGACCUCUCCUGGUUCAAGGUCAUGGAAAACCCCUUUAAAGCCACUAAAGGCAACAUCAUUAUUUGGAUUUGAGAGAUUUUUCUUUUUAUACCAGUUUAUCUUAACAUUUUUACUACCAAAGGUGUUGCUUGCUGUUAGAAACCCACCCUGUUAUGACCACAUUUCUCUUCUCUCCAACCACUUCUUAAUGAGUCACCAAUUAAGAAUCUGAGGUGCUGCAAAAGUUUCAACGGUGAUUUAUGAGGACAAAAUAAAUCAUCCAUAUCUGGGACCUGACCCAUACCUCUGCAACCUCUUUACCGAUUUAAGGGAUGUAGAUCGAUGUGCAACAUUACAGCUCUGAGCAACAAUAUGAUCUACAUACACCAAACACCUGGACAGUGUUGAGGUCAGGAUGACGGAUGAACCAGAACCUUCUAAUCAUCAUCCCAUUCAGAAACAGACAGGAUUUUCUGUCUUGAUGGUCAUCAUUACGAUGAGAGCUGAGCUGAGACCAUGGAGUCCUGGACUGGGUGGACUGGGAUCAGUCUAGGACCAGGGAUAAGGGAGAAGAGUCAAAGCUCAGAGUCAGAGAACCUUCCUCCUGUCUCCAGAAACCUAAAGCAGCUCUACUCUCAGUUUUUUCUUUAAAAAUGUCUUCAUGUGUUCACUGACUGCAUGAAGCAUUGCUCUCCAGGGAAAUCAGGAACGUGUUUCCAGGUCUGCUUCCAAGAUUCCCCGGGCUGCCUAAGGACAACGUUGCAAAGGUUUUCUUUGCUUACAGAUAGAUGGAAUAAAACUGGCGCAGGAAGUUGUCCAAAAGGUCUCAGAAAACGAUUAGCUUCAUGUGUUGCUAAGGGUGAAUAGCGUAGACAGAUAGGUAGCUUUGAGUCAGAGGCUUUGGUCCUCUGCUAGGAAGCAGUAGACUGCUUGGUUUCUGAUGGUUCCCAGGGUGCUUCUAGGGUCUGGUAGAUUUUGGAAACAUUUCCAUUGACGUGGACAUUGUGAUGAAAUGAUUAAUUAGCAACGUGUAGCUCCAUAGAGGGGGCAUAACAUCCGAUGCCUAAAAUGAGUGUUUCGGUCACAGAUGUCUGCAGGCUUUGUCAUUUUUCCUGUGAGGCAAUCUGGAUCAUUGUUCUCACUUGUUCACUCUGCCUCUCUGGCAAAAUCCAGGAAACUUCUGCUUUUCUGUUCUGUGGCUUCUCAGACAGUUGAUACCAGAUUAUAGAAAGCCUUGUUGUGGAUUCACAUGAUGCAAACUGUUGUCCUGUUGGAGAGACGAUAUCCAACAUCUUUUAUUGUUGCUAUCCUGUGAUUCCUUGGUUUCUAUUUCCAUUAGUUCUUCAUAGUUAUUCUAGUUUACUUACUCUUUGUCUUUAUUUGUUAUUUGUUUCUGUUGUUUUCCCUGUUUCCCCGCACUCUCCUGCAAUUCUCUCUCUCUCUCUUGUUCUGUUCAAAUCCAGCGGCUGCAUCCUCUGAAGUCCAGAUUCAUCGGCUGAUUACAUCAUAGUACAGCGCUGAGGCCUAUCCAGAUUGGAAGAGUGCUCGUUAUGCCGCCGACCAAUGCAGCCUUCUUUUCCCCCGUUUUGAAGGACAGGUCCGCUGUAUCCUCCGUAGCCUCAGGUAUCCCAUGAUUCAUUGUGAGUCAAAGGGAGCCGGCUGCUCCAUGAUCAGAGGAAAAAUGGAAAUGGUGCCAUACAGUGGUGAAUAUUAGAAUUACAGUUUAAUAGAAUCCUAGUGUGUAAAUAGUUCCAUCUGAAAGGAAUGAAAAUAGUUGUUUUAAUGGUUAUAAAGUCAGAUAUGUGGCGGUUUGAUUUAUCUAAAGGUUUUAUCUGUUAAUGUGUAAAUAGGUUUAGCUGACAUUUAAGCUCAGAUUCUUAUGGCCUCUUUAACGGAUCGUAAGCUCAGACCUUUGGAUUUGUUUGCUUUUAUUUGUCUCACCAUGAAACACCUUCACCUGAAGAAAGGACUUUUUCUCCUGCUUGGAGAUAAACCCUCCUUAUUCUGUGACAUCAUCACGUCAGUCUUCAUUGGGACCAGGAUCAAGCUCCAGGAACAGCAAACAGCACAUCUACAAUCCCAGCUCCUGAAGGUGAUCGAUGCCAUCUCUGCAGCCAUCUCUCAAACCCCCGGCUGCAGCCUGCUGGACGUUGACCCAGGGGCCUCCACCAACAGGACUGUCUACACCUUCGUGGGUUCCCCAGAGGCGGUGGUGGAGGGGGCGCUGAAUGCCGCCCAGCGAGCCUUUAGCCUCAUUGACAUGAGCAAACACUCAGGAGAGCAUCCACGGACCGGGGCGCUGGACGUCUGUCCUUUCAUCCCAGUCCAGAACGUCACUAUGGACGACUGCGUCCACUGUGCCAACGACUUCGGACGCAGACUGGCAGAGAUGCUGCACGUUCCUGUGUAUCUUUAUGGAGAAGCAGCGCGAUCAGAAUCCAGGAGGAGUCUGCCAUCGGUCCGGUCUGGAGAGUAUGAAGCUUUACCUGAGAAGCUGAAGCGUGAGGACUGGGCCCCAGACUUUGGCCCCGCCCUCUUUGUGCCAUCAUGGGGCGCCACGGUAACCGGGGCUCGCAAGUUCCUGAUUGCGUACAACGUGAAUCUGAUCAGCACCAAAGAACAGGCUCAUCGUAUUGCCUUGGACAUCCGGGAGCAGGGCCGAGGGAAGGACCAGCCAGGACUCCUGAAGCAGGUGCAGGGGAUGGGCUGGUACCUGGAGGAAGCCAACCUGGCUCAGGUGUCCACUAACAUCCUGGACUUUGAGAUGACGCCGCUCCACGCUGUGUAUGAGGAGAUCUGCAGGGAUGCUGAGGAGCUGAAGCUGCCGGUGGUCGGCUCUCAGAUCGUCGGUUUGAUUCCCCUAAAAGCUCUGCUGGACUCUGCUGACUUCUACAUCAAAAGAGAUCAGCUCUUCAUCAUUGAGGAGGAGCACAAAGUCCGCCUGGUAAUCAGCAAACUGGGUCUAGAUUCCCUCGGCCCGUUCAGCCCAAAGGAGAGAAUCAUAGAGUACAUGGUGAGGUCAGAGGAACAAGGCGGCCUUAUAUCUCUGUCUCUGCAGCAGUUUGUUCACAGCGUCGGCGCUCGAACUGCUGCUCCGGGAGGAGGAUCGGUUUCUGCUGCCAUCGCAUCCAUGGGGGCAGCAUUAGGCGCCAUGGUGGGACAGAUGACAUACGGAAAGAGACAGUUUGAGAAUCUGGACAACGUGAUGAGGAAGCUGAUUCCUCCAUUUCAUCAGGCAAUGAAUGAGCUGCUGCACAUGGUGGAUGCAGACUCCUCUGCCUUCAACAGCUACAUGGUGGCUCUGAAAAUGCCAAAGAAAACUGAAGAGGAGAUGAAAAGACGAGAAGCUGCAGUGCAGGAAGGUCUGAAGCAGGCUGUGGGCGUCCCUCUGGCUCUGGCCCAGAAGAUCAACGUCCUCUGGCCGCCUCUGAAACAGAUGGUUCUCUACGGAAACAUUGGCUGCAAGUCCGAUGCUCAGGUUGCAGCCAAAGCCCUGGAAGCAGCCGUUUAUGGAGCGUACUUUAAUGUGUUGAUCAACCUCAAAGACAUCUCAGACGAGGCCUUCAAACUGGCAACAAAGAGAAGAGUGUCUGAGCUGCUGCAGGAAGCCAAAGACAGUGUGGGCGCCAUCCUGGACGCUGCUGAGAAAAGAACAUGAGACCUACUGAAGAAUAAAAUCAUAAUUCAUCAAAACCGUGUCGAUCUUUC
Messenger RNA from Cyprinodon variegatus (sheepshead minnow), 4071 nucleotides. RefSeq names its product formimidoyltransferase cyclodeaminase (gene ftcd). Gene Ontology annotation, molecular function: transferase activity; folic acid binding. NCBI's taxonomy places the organism in Eukaryota, Metazoa, Chordata, Actinopteri, Cyprinodontiformes, Cyprinodontidae. Bases 2243 to 4021 code for a protein of 592 amino acids. The transcript is spliced from 14 exons. The record is from RefSeq and is a predicted model, not a curated record.